Benincasa hispida (wax gourd) is the source of this 1324-nucleotide messenger RNA. Its product is annotated as ethylene-responsive transcription factor ERF034-like. Gene Ontology annotation, molecular function: DNA-binding transcription factor activity; DNA binding. Gene Ontology annotation, biological process: regulation of DNA-templated transcription. Lineage: Eukaryota; Viridiplantae; Streptophyta; Magnoliopsida; Cucurbitales; Cucurbitaceae. The record is from RefSeq and is a predicted model, not a curated record.
CCUAAAAACAUGAGGACCCCAAUCCUUCUUUUGUACUCUUAUUCUUUCUUUUCCUUCACACAACCAAUACAGCCCAUCCCAUUUGAAAGCAAAGAAAAAAGAAAAGAAAAAAAGAAAGAGAGAAAAAAAUAUUGAAAAAAUAGAAGUGUGCUGCUGUGUGAAAGUAAACAUGAAAAUGUGUUAAUAAAAUGAAAAGCCUCCCAUUGUUGUGCCAAAUUAUACUUAAGACCACAUUUAGCUUUUCUUCUCUCUCCAUCAUCAAAUGGAACCAUUUCUCAAUUACAUUGAAGCAUCUGAUGCUAAAGCAACCACCUUUUGCAACUCUGCUUCUAUCACGACCUUCGAAUACGAACAAGUUUCUGAGAAGCGAAAACAGAGGAGCACUCAAGAAAACAGAGACCACCCCAUGUUCAGAGGAGUUCGAAAACGAAAUUGGGGCAAAUGGGUCUCUGAGAUUCGUGAGCCGAGGAAGAAGACCAGAAUUUGGCUUGGAACUUACCCAACGCCGGAAAUGGCAGCCAGGGCACAUGACGCCGCGGCGCUGGCAAUUAAGGGUCAAUCUGCUUUUCUCAAUUUCCCUGAAUUGGCACAAUUCCUUCCUCGCCCGCUCUCCAAGUCCCACAAGGACAUUCAGGCCGCCGCAGCACAGGCGGCGGCCGCCACAUUUUCCGCGGGAAGCACUGGUGAAGGUGGAGGAGGGGAAGCGGAGGGGGAGAACAGGGAGCCUCUGUUUUCUGGAAGCGAUGGGGGAGACAGAACAGAGGACUCCACAAACUCCCUGACGACGGCGGCCGGUGACGAGACAUUGUUCGAUUUGCCUGAUUUGUUCGCCGGAAGUUCUGAUUUGAAAGAUGGGUUUGUUUAUCAUUCUUCAUUGUGGCAGUUAUGUGCGGCGGCCGAUCAUAAUGGUUUUCGGCUGGAAGAGCCUUCAUUCUGGGAGCUCAUUUAAGUUAAAUAUGUGUCUUUAUUUUCCACUCCAUCAGAAUUCUGUUUCCAGAGAUGAUGUAUUUUUGUUCUACUGUAAUAAUGAAAUGAAUAACAGAGUAAAAACGUUUUGGAAAUAUUUAGUCUUCCUGUGAGAUUAAUCUGGUUAACAUUUGUUUUUAAAGAAAAGGUGUAGUCCCUACUCUAUAAAUGUUGAGAAGAUACUCACACUGUCUAUUCUUGGAUAGAAAUUAUUAUUAUUGUUGUUGUUUUAAGAUUUAUUGAAUUUAUAAAGACUAAAGUUUAGACAUGGAUUUGAAAGUUUAGACUAAAGUAAUCAAAUAUUUUUCAUUCAACAUCUGACUAUUGCAAUAAAUCCAAAAAAAUCCUAAUUUGAUGA